UCACAACAACCCCAUGCUAUCGCGCCGUGUCUUCCAGCAGCUGACCGACAGUCUGCUGUUAAUAGGUCCUAGCAACAAAGGAGCUGCAACUGGUUGUACCGCUACUCCAUGUCGGGCGUGUCGCCCAUGUAAUCGAGCAGCACCAGUGCCCAUUCGGCAUGCUUCGUCGUCGUCGUCGUCGUCGUCGUCGACCAGAUGGAAGUCGCGCCAGGGCAACGACUUCUUUGCCCGGGAAGCUCGAGUCCAGGGGCUGAAAAGCCGUGCUGCCUUUAAGCUGCUUGAACUUAAUGAGAAACACAAGCUGUUCAAGCCCGGCCAAACCGUCGUCGACUUGGGCUUUGCACCGGGUUCAUGGUCUCAGGUCGCCGUAAACCGCACAACCCCAGACGGUCGCGUAAUCGGCAUCGACCUGAUACCCGCGCAACCUCCUCGAGGCGUCUCUACGAUACAAGGCGACUUCCUCUCUCCCGUAAUCCAAGAUCAAGUCCGAGCAUACGUCCGCGAUCCCGACCUGGGUCGACCGCGCAAACAUAUAACGUCGAGCAAGAGCCAAGGACUUACAGAGGAAGAAAUCGACGACAUGGAGCGAGGAUACAUUGACAUUGAACGGCAGGCCCACUUGGACCGUGUCGAGACCGAGACAGUCGGCCAGCGGGUCCAAGACAAGGGCCCAGAGUCCGGCCCCGACUCGCAGCUGCCCUUGAAGGAGCGGGAUAGACACCAAGGACGAGCAGUCGAUGUGGUGCUGAGUGACAUGUCAGAACCCUGGGUCCAAACCGCUGGCUUCUACAAAAAGAGCCUUAGUGACCCGUAUUUUAGGAUGAUGAACACCAGCGGCAAUGCUUUCAGAGACCACGCCGGUAGUAUGGAUCUUUGCAUGGCCGCGUUGACCUUCUCUUUCGACACGUUGAAGACUGGUGGCCACUUCCUCUGCAAGUACUACCAAGGAAGCGAGGAGAAGGCAUUCGAGUCCAAGUUGAAGCGCCUGUUCGCCAAGGUGCAUCGAGAGAAGCCCAGCUCGUCACGCAAUGUACGACACGUGUCAUCCUUUGGACCUCUCAUGCUGAUUGCUGCCAGGAGUCCAAAGAGGCCUACUUUGUAGCCACACGCCGCAAGGAGAAGCCCACAAGGGAGUUUGUG
Molecule: messenger RNA, 1140 nt
Organism: Cucurbitaria berberidis CBS 394.84
Lineage: Eukaryota; Fungi; Ascomycota; Dothideomycetes; Pleosporales; Cucurbitariaceae
Product: FtsJ-domain-containing protein
Exons: 4
Coding region: 14-1102 (362 amino acids)
Biological process (GO): RNA methylation
Cellular component (GO): mitochondrion
Molecular function (GO): rRNA (uridine-2'-O-ribose)-methyltransferase activity
Source: RefSeq, a predicted model, not a curated record